Messenger RNA from Cucurbitaria berberidis CBS 394.84, 1518 nucleotides. RefSeq names its product calcium/calmodulin-dependent protein kinase-like protein. NCBI's taxonomy places the organism in Eukaryota, Fungi, Ascomycota, Dothideomycetes, Pleosporales, Cucurbitariaceae. The record is from RefSeq and is a predicted model, not a curated record. Gene Ontology annotation, molecular function: ATP binding; calcium/calmodulin-dependent protein kinase activity. The transcript is spliced from 6 exons. The coding region runs from base 126 to 1355 and encodes 409 amino acids. Gene Ontology annotation, biological process: protein phosphorylation; cellular response to oxidative stress.
UGUUGACCACCUACCCCUCACCAACCCCACCAUCAGCUGUACGCGCCUGAUAGGCACCUGAAUCUGACUCUCAGCCUCACGAAAGACAGCACCGCAGUCCCGUCACUGCGACAGAUUCGCCCACAAUGAUGACAAAUAUGCUCAACAAGCUGCACGGCCAGCCCGACAGCUAUGAUCGCAAAUCGCGAUACCGCUUCGGAAAGACAUUGGGCGCUGGAACAUAUGGUAUUGUCAGAGAAGCCGACUGCCCCGAGGGCAAAGUCGCCGUCAAGAUCAUAUUGAAGAAGAAUGUUCGCGGAAACGAGCAGAUGGUCUACGACGAGCUGGAGAUGCUGCAACGCAUGAAGCACCCGCACAUCGUCAAGUUCCACGACUGGUUCGAGUCAAGGGACAAAUACUACAUUGUGACCCAGUUGGCCACCGGAGGAGAGCUGUUUGACCGCAUUUGCGAGAAGGGAAAGUUUACCGAGAAGGAUGCUGCCGAGACGAUUCGACAAGUGCUCGAAGCUGUCAACUACCUACACGAAAACAAUGUUGUCCACAGAGAUUUGAAGCCAGAGAACCUCCUUUACCUCACACGGGAUGCGAACUCCUCCCUCGUACUUGCCGAUUUCGGCAUUGCCAAGAUGCUCGACUCCAAGAGCGAGGUUUUGACCACAAUGGCUGGCUCGUUUGGCUACGCUGCUCCCGAGGUCAUGCUCAAGAAAGGUCAUGGGAAACCCGUUGACAUGUGGUCCAUGGGCGUCAUCACCUAUACGCUUCUUUGCGGAUACUCGCCAUUCCGCUCCGAGAAUCUCGCAGACCUGAUCGAGGAGUGCAAGAACGGACGGGUCAUCUUCCACGAGCGCUACUGGAAGGAAGUGAGCCCAGAAGCCAAAGAGUUCAUCAAGCAACUGCUGGAGCCAGAUCCCAGCAAACGACCAACGAGCGAGGACGCUUUAAAGCACGUGUGGCUCAGCGGAAAGACUGCCUCGGACCACAACUUGUUGCCCGAGAUCCGCGCAUAUGUUGCAAAAGCUCGGCUCAAGCGUGGCAUCGAGCUGGUCAAGCUUGCGAACCGCAUCGAAGCGCUCAAAAUGCAAGAGGACGACGAAGAAGGGGUUCCUGGAGAAGCCGAUGUGCCAGCCAAUGCUCGCGAGGCUGCAGGGGAGGCAAUUGCAGCCCACAGUACCGAUAAAGCUCUAGCGACAAAGGAGAACGUAACCGCUGGUACUGGCAAAGGUCCUGGACGUCUGAGCAGGAUUGCCAAGGGAGCCAUCUUCCGGGAAGUUGUCCUGGCCAAGGUUCGUGAGAUGAAGGAGCAAGAGGCGCAGAAGGAGUUUGAGAAGAAGGCAUCAGAGUCGGCGAAGAAGUGAUGAUGAUGCCCAGCGUCUUUACUCUUUCUUUCUUGAAAAUGGUCCUGCAAACAUAGUUGGGUCUGCUGCGGCAUUAGCGGAGGGUUUCGUUAUUAUUUGGAUACCCUGGAAGGCAACAGCCAGGGACUAUGUACCUAGACUCCUACAUUGAUAUUGCGAGCAG